UACAAACCAGUACACUCCGAGCUUCAUUCAAGUCUCUACCAAUUUCAAAAAUUAUUUAUUGCGAGUUUUAGUGACCUGCUGUAAUGGCUAGUGCUAACGAUAAUUUGCUGUUACUAUUCCAAAACCCAAACGAACCACUGUUCACCGAAAAGGACAAUGGAAAGACUGUCAUCGAAAUGCCAGCCGAAUUCUAUACGGAUCGCUAUCGUCCCUUGGGUGAUGUAUUAUCCACACGAUUCGGAGAAGAUGCCACAAACAAGGUUGUAUUGAAGAAGUUGACAACGUUCCCCGAUCUCUCAUUCGCAUCCACUUUAAGCAAAGAUGGAGCAUUUUCAUUGUUCAAUCGUAUUCACAAAGAAAUGGCUGGAAAAUUGAUCAAAAUUUUCAUGGAUCAACCAGACGCUACCACAUUGAUGUCGUGUGCUGCCUAUUGCAAAGAUCGUGUUAAUGUUGACUUGUUCCAAUACUCAUUGUCCGUGGCAGUUCAACAUCGAGCCGAUACGAAGAAUAUGACAUUGCCAUCGAUUGUGGACAUGUUUCCCGAUAAGUUUGUGGAUCCAUCUGCGUUUCCGAAGGCUAGAGAAGAAGCGUCGCUUGUACCUGACGAGAACCGACAGAACAUCAAAAUUCCAUUGGAAUUCACAUCGAGCGACAAGGAAAUCGAACAGAAAAUGGCAUAUUUUCGUGAAGAUAUUGGAGUCAACAUGCACCAUUGGCACUGGCAUUUGGUUUAUCCCGCACUAGGCCCGGAAAAUGUUGUCAGAAAAGAUCGUCGAGGAGAAUUGUUCUACUACAUGCAUUCUCAAAUCAUCUACAGAUACAACGUCGAAAGAAUUUGUGCUCGCAUGGAGAAGGUGAAACCGUUGGCUAACCUUCGGACUGAGAUAAAAGAAGCCUACUUUCCGAAAAUUAUUCGCAGCAAACUCAAUCGAGCUUUUCCACCUCGCGUUGCAAACAUGACCUUGCAAGACGUGAAUCGUUCGGAAUUUGUUGUUGAAGUUGCCGAUCUGGAACGGUGGAGAGAUCGUGUCUAUCAAGCUAUCGACCAGAAACAAAUCACUGAUUCGAAUGGCAAAAUAGUCUCUCUGAACGGGCCAGAUGGCAUAGACAUUUUGGGUAAUAUCGUUGAGUCGAGUGCGUUAUCGGCGAAUCCGUCGUUCUAUGGCGAUUUGCACAAUCAAGGUCACAUCCUUAUCUGUUUCAUUCACGAUCCGGAGCAGAAGUAUUUGGAAGAGUUUGGCGUAAUGGGCGACGUUGCUACUGCAAUGAGAGAUCCGAUUUUCUACCGUUGGCAUGGCUUUGUGGACACCAUAUUCCAGCGAUACAAGAGACUUUUACCGAACUACUCGGUAGAAACUGAACUCGCCUAUGCAGGAAUCACAGUGUCGUCGGUAAAUGUUCAGAUCACCAAAGGAAAGAACGCCAGGCCCAACACUCUGUUGACAUUCUGGCAACGUUCAGAAGUAGAUCUCAGCACCGGUUUAGACUUUGGACCGGAAGGAAACGUUUACGCUCAAUUCACGCAUCUUCAGCACGCACCAUUCGAGUACAAAAUUAACGUUGAAAACAACUCAAGAGCCCAGAAAAUCGGAACGUGUCGCAUUUUCAUGUGCCCGAAGAACGACGAACGUGGACAGCCAUUUGUGAAAUUCGAAGAUCAACGCUUGCUGAUGAUCGAAAUGGAUCGCUUUACCGUGUACUUAAAUCCGGGCCAAAACUUAAUUCGUCGUCGUUCCGACGAAUCAAACAUUACCAUACCUUACGAAAGAUCGUUCCGUAACAAACGGCCACCAAGUGAUCCACUCGCAAAAGCUCAAUUUUCAUUCUGUGGAUGUGGAUGGCCCCAACACAUGCUACUUCCGAAAGGAUCCGAAGAAGGCACCAAAUUCAAAAUAUUCGUCAUGAUUUCCAACUUCGAAAUGGAUCGUGUCGCUCAGCCAGAUUUGAAAAAUCCGUGCAACGAUGCGGCCGUGUUUUGUGGAUUAAAAGAUCAGAAGUAUCCGGAUAAAAGGAAUAUGGGUUUUCCAUUCGAUCGUCCACACAAAGCGGCUAAAUUGGAAGACUUCAAAAAUUUGGCAACUAACAUGGCCCUUGGAGAGUGUGAGAUAAAGUUCACCAAUGCUAUCAUCAAUCGACAGUAAAUUUCAAAUUUUAAUUCUUUCUAUCUUCUUACUAUGCUACCCUUUCCCAUUUUAUGCAAAUUAAAAUAUUGUCACACUGCAUUCCAUUUGUUUUAUCAAAAU
Messenger RNA from Bradysia coprophila, 2243 nucleotides. Its product is annotated as phenoloxidase 1-like. The record is from RefSeq and is a predicted model, not a curated record. Gene Ontology annotation, molecular function: oxidoreductase activity. NCBI's taxonomy places the organism in Eukaryota, Metazoa, Arthropoda, Insecta, Diptera, Sciaridae.